CAAACAGCUGUUUGCCUUAUGGGGCCUGUUCUCAUUUUGGUUCGCUCCUCUUUCUCUCUGUCUCUUUCUGGUUUUUUUUCUCCCCCCUAUUUUUUGCUUCUCUUAAGUCCCCGUUUGGUGCUUAACAGAAUUUAUGACUUUGGAAAGUUGUUUUUUUGUGUGGGUUUUUUUCGGAUGUGUUCAUUAUUUAUGAAGUUUAUUUAACUUUUGAAGUUUUUAAACGAGACCCUGCAUUAAAUUCUAAUGAUCAUUUUUAAUAGCAAGAAUCAGAAUUUUGAUGCAAUCGGGGCAUGCCUUUCGAUUUCGAUUGCAGUUUUUAGAUUUCAUAUAUAUAUAUAUAUAUAUAAUUGUGUUAAUCCGCGUGUGUGCUAACUGGAGCAUUAUUUCUGAUGGGUAAUUAUGAUUUACGCAUACAGUUUAGCUAUUUAUGUAUUUAUUUAUUGCACAAAUCCUUCUAACCUAAACAAAGUCUAUGUUUAUAUAUUCUAGGCCAUUGCUACAAAUGAACAAUUUCUAAUGCAUUCUAUAUAUUCCAUAACUCUAUUCCCUACAUAACUCAUUUUGGUACGCUGACGGGAUAAGCAAGAUUAUUAUUGAAUAUGAAAUCAUGCGUGUUUUUGUUUGUUUGUUGUAUUUAUUUAUUUUAUUAUUUUGAGGGAAAGAAGACAAAUGUGUAAUUGUGGUAACCAGACUCAAUAACAUCUCACACCCUCUAGCACAAAGGUCACUUUUAGAAAGGUGUUAGGCACAGCAUUGCCUCGUUCUUUGUUGUUGUUGGUUUUUUGUUUUGUUUUUUGUUUUUGUUUUUGUUUGUUUGUUUCUUUUUUUUUCUUUUUUUGUGUGUGAAUUAUUUAGGGUUUGAAGUCAAGCGGUUGCUGCUGACCCAACCAUUCGAUUCGAGUACAAGAGGUGACCCGCCUCUGUAUCUGAUUUUACCGAGAUGUGUUUGAUUGCAUAUGUCUUCUUUCUCUUUCCUACCCUUUUCCCAUCCCCUCCGCAUGCCCCUUUUCCCGCAAUAUACGUCAGUUCUUAGGAGCUUUCUGGAAGCCGUUUUCCUCCAUUAAAACUUCAGGGGAAAAUAGGAAAUAUUCCGGUCAGGUUGCAGGGGACCGUUGGAGAGACACCGUCACGUGACCCCCGGUACCAAAUGGUCUUCCGGCAGUGGCUCUCAAUAAGGACCGGAGCACAAGAAGACGCCGCCACUUCUCACAGAGAUGCAGAAAACAACAUACUACGACAACUCCUCAACACUUUUUGGUGGCUACUCAUCCUACCCAGUGCAGGGGGCAGCAGUGGGAGCAGGAGCAGCCGCCAAUGGCUUCGGGGGCUAUGAUGCCCCGGUCCCAGCGUCUCACCACCAGCCGAUCUUCCAGUCGGCUACCCAUCUGGAUGUGGAUUCAUACCAGCGCUCUGCCUGCUCUUUACAGUCACUGGGCAGUAAUGGUGGCCACCAGCAGCAGCAGCUAGCUAAGACCAAGGAGUUGAAUGGCAGCUGCAUGCGGCCCAGUCUGCCACCUGAGCACCACCCUGGCUCCCAAGUGUCCCCUCCACUUCCCCCCAACCCCAGCAACGGUAAUACUGGGGCUCAGCAGCCAGGUGGCAGUACUGGGUCCUCCUCACUCUCUAAAUCAGGCACCAAUAAGUCAUCUACUUCUUCCUCCUCUACAUCAUCUUCCACAUCGUCUUCAUCCUCUUCACUGCCGCCCAACCCAACCCUGGCCAAGCAGAUUUUUCCCUGGAUGAAAGAGUGUCGUCAGACGACUAAGCAGAAAAACUGUUCACCCAGCAACAACUCUGGCAAUGCAUCAGGAGGAGCUGAGAGUGGCAGCAGCGGGGAGAAGAGUCCAACUGGUGGCUCGUCAGCAUCAUCUAAGAGGGCUCGAACAGCAUAUACCAGUGCCCAGCUUGUUGAGCUGGAGAAGGAGUUCCAUUUCAACCGGUACCUGUGCCGGCCACGACGCGUGGAAAUGGCCAACCUGCUCAACCUGUCAGAACGCCAGAUCAAGAUUUGGUUCCAGAACCGACGCAUGAAGUACAAGAAGGACCAGAAGAACAAGGGCCUGAGUUCCAGCUCUGGAGGGCCCUCACCAACAGGCUCUCCUCCUCUGCCCUUGCAGUCUUCUGCCAGCUUUCUCAAUUCAAUGCACCCAAUGGGAGGGGGAGGUGGAGGAGGCAGCACAGGCUAUGACGCGCCAUCUCCACCAUCCUUUGGCAAGCCCCACCAGGGAGUGUCUUACUCCAUGUCCACUGCCUAUUCAAAUGUCCCCAUGAAGGGCUGCCCCCCCCAGCAGAAGUAUGGCACCCCAGAACAAGACUAUGGUGAUCCCCAUCCCCACCACAGCCUAGUGCAGGCUAAUAGUGCUGGCUAUGGGACACCCACCAAUAUACAGGCCAGUCCAGUCUAUGUGGGGGGUGCUAAUUAUGUGGAACCCAUGCCUGGCUCAGGGCCUUCCAUGUAUGGGCUUAACCACCUCGGCCCCACCCCACCCCACCACCAAACCAUGGACUACAAUGGCGCAGGGCCCAUGUCAGCUGCCAACCAGCACCAUGUGGGUGGAGGGGGUCCCCCGGGUCCCUGUGACCCACCUACACACCCGACAUACACCGAACUGUCGGCACACCACACCUCGACUCAGGGCAGAAUCCAGGAAGCACCCAAGCUCACUCACCUGUAGCAGGUUUGGAACAAAAUGACAACAUACAAAAAAGUGAAGACCACAUCGAACAAAUCAUGGCUCACAAACAGACUUACACAUAGGGAGACUAGUGCUGCAGCAGGAUAGCAUGAGAGGCAAAAGAAGACUCACAGGGGCCGUCCAGUGGUUUGUCCUGAGCUCUGAAGUCACAAAGGGGAACAGCCAGUGUUGGGUAGUGUUCUGCCACCGCCCUGUUUUCACUGCCUUCAUAAAGAGCUCCACUAAAUCUGAUUAAGACGAGACCUUUCAGUGCUACCUUGAAACGGCAGGUAAUUUAAUUUUAAAAAGACAGCAGUAUCGAGUAUCACAGAUGAACCCAAACCUUUCAUAUUGUCAAAUAACUUGAUGAAAGGCAUAUCUGCAUAUCCAAUGCUGGAAACAACAGCAGUGUAUUAUAAUGCAAACUCUUUUUUAAAAUAGAUUUUUCAAACUUAUUAAACUAACUAGUAUAAUGUCUAUUGCUCUAACUUUAUGUAACACAAACUUUAAGUAACACAAAUUUUAAACCAUAUUGAAUCAUAUUUGAAUUUGGAUUAAACAUUUAACUUUUACUUUAGUGGUAUAGUCAUUUUAAAAACGAACCCAUCUACACAGUAUUCCACAGCCCCAGGGAAAUGAGGUGUAUUGUAGGGAGAGGUCAGGUGUACAUUCAGUCCCCAUGCUGCUCUUUGCUGCUGCAGACAAUGCAUAUCAAGGAGCUUGUCUUAUGGCAGAGAUACAUUGGCAGCUGUUUAGUAUGACAGGAUCCACGUUGAGCACCGUUGUAUAGUCAUUUGUCAGAUUGAGACUGAAAUGAAAACCACCAUGUUCGCACAGAAAAAAUCAGGAAGAUUUGUUCAAAACAGCAUAAAAAAACCCUAAAAAUUUUGAAUUUAAGACACUUAGCAAUAAGUACAACAUUAUUAAAACUAAUUUAUUUUAUAAUUUAAUAUAAUGCUUUCCCAGACUAUACAGGUCUCCUGAUACUGUAAAAAACUGAGAACUUAGUUAUGUUUCUAUUUUUAGCCUUUCAAGUAGAAAGUGGGGUGAGGAGUGAUUGUGUGUGUAUGUUGGGCACGUGAGCACAGCAAAUUCUGGAGUAGUUUAGCUACUGUGUAUUAAAAGGACUCUUUUGGAGGUAGCAUUUAGUCUAAAAUUGUACUUUGAUACUUAAUAGGACACAUAUAUGAACGCAGCUCUCCCCCUUCUAAAUGAAAUGGUUGAAAUUUUAAUGCCCAGUUAACAAGGUGGUUAGAUUUAUGGUGCUGAGUUCUCUUCCCCUCCAGACAACACAUGUUGUUGUCAGCCAGGUUGAGCUAUGUGGAGGACUCUGUCUCUAUACCAGCUUGCGAGAGAGAGGAAAGAAGGAGACAGAGUGAAAUGGAGAGCAGAAAUAUAUAGCUGGAGCUGGCAGAACACAUCUUCUCCUGCAAAAACCACUCGACGGUCACUGUCCCUUUCUGGCUCCUGCUGUAUAACCAUCUCAGACCCAGUCUUUACUAACCCACUGUCUCUUGUCUAUGGCAGCAGCACAUGGGUUCAGAAGGAGGCAAAACCUCCCACAGUUCCCCAGACUACCCCCCCACCACCACCACCACCACCACCUCCACCCCCUUUCCCAACCACAUACACACACAUCCAUCACACGGACAGCCUACCUAUCGCUCGAACAGGGUUUAAGAAGCUAUGAGCUCAAUUGCUAAAGUACUCAUCGACACACAUCUGUGCUAAGCUACUUUAGCUAAUCACACCUUCAUGCACACACAGCAGUGCUAAGCUAGCAAUGUUUCAUCAACACACCUCCAUAGCCAGGGUACGCCAGCUGUUGACACCUUCAAACAAACACACGAGAGGACAUGGAAGAAACAUUUAAAAUUCCUUAUUUUAGCACAUUAUUGACACAGGGUAAAUGCGAAAGAGCAGAGAAUAUUAUUUAUUUAUGUUGAGGUAUAUCAUUGCUGUCUCUCUCUUUCUCGCUCUCUCUUUCUCUCUCUUUAUCACUUUGGAAGAGUUAACUUACAAUAGAGGACACCGAUGCAUAAAAGUCCACACUUUCUCCUGUGUUGUUUUGUUCUCACAUAUCUUGACUUUUAACAUGGAUACAGGGUAUAUAUUUGAACAAGAAAUGCAUGUCCCAGAAGUCAGAGCUGCUGUGUAAAACACAUUUUUAAAACUACUGGGUUUAUUUGCUUGAACCAUCAGUGAGUGCAUACAGUGCACACAGAGCCUAUGCAGUGUGGAACAAACACAAGCAGUGUGCGCUCGACUCUCUCUAAACUUGCUGAUGUUUAGGAAGUGAAUCCCUGGUUUUGUUUUUAAAAGUGCAUGAUUUACACAAAAGCUUGCCACAUCUGGGCAUCAUUGUUGCACUUAGAGUUUACAUUUUGAUGGUUAAAGGUAAAAAAAAUAAUAAUAAUAAUAAUAAUAAUGAAAUCUUAUUUUGAAGACGAAAGGCCCUCCAAUCAAAGCGUCUUUUGCCAAUGUGUGUUCAAGUGAACAUUCAUAUAAAAUAUUUAUUUGUUAUAGCCAGUUUAAAAAAAGACUUUCUGUUUUGUAUGACUAUUAUUUAUCCUUCAUGUAUUUAUAUCGAGAAAAAAUACUGUACUUUUUUAGUAUUUACCUGUUAUGAAAGAAAAAAAAACAUUGUUUCUUCUUGUCCAUUGUACUAAAGUUACAUUUUUUAGUUCUUGUAUUUUAGAAGAAAAUUAGUAGUUUUUAUGUUCCUAUACUGACCCUUGUACAUAAAUGUCCUGGCUUGUACAGGGGAAAAGGCAAGUGUGGGGAUUGUUGAACCACCCAUGCAUAGUGGGAAAAUAUAGACUAACUAUUAGAUGGAAAAAAGAACAAGUCUUUUUGGAGAAAAAACAAGUUCUUCUUUUGUCCUUUGUAGAUCCUUUUUCUUUCACUGUUGAGAGAGUUGAAUGUUGAACAAUUCUUUAAUAAAAUGUUAUGUUAUUCA
This is a messenger RNA of Maylandia zebra (zebra mbuna), 5634 nucleotides long. RefSeq names its product homeobox B3a (gene hoxb3a). Gene Ontology annotation, molecular function: RNA polymerase II cis-regulatory region sequence-specific DNA binding; DNA-binding transcription factor activity, RNA polymerase II-specific. Gene Ontology annotation, biological process: anterior/posterior pattern specification; embryonic skeletal system morphogenesis; regulation of transcription by RNA polymerase II. The record is from RefSeq and is a predicted model, not a curated record. Lineage: Eukaryota; Metazoa; Chordata; Actinopteri; Cichliformes; Cichlidae. Gene Ontology annotation, cellular component: nucleus.